AUGGGUGCAAGAACACUGCGAUUGCCAAUUAUUACUGACAUCAAACAUAAGGGAAUGCAUUUUAUCAUCAUGGAUUCACCUUCUAAAAAUAACGUGCCUUAUUUUGUGGAGGAAUGUUGCAAGCUUAACGUUUCGGAUGUUGUCCGGGUCUGUGAGGACCGAUAUCCUGUGGAACCUUUCGAGAAAGCCGGUAUAUGUGUCCAUCAUUGGGAAUUUAGUGAUGGUUCACCUCCACCUGACAGUGUACUUACAGAAUGGUUCACUCUUCUUAGAAAUCGAUUUUAUGGUGAGAACAAUCGUGUUCAUGAUGAUCCAAAAAAUGUGACACGUGGUCCAAUCGCUGUUCAUUGUAUAGCUGGUUAUGGAAGGGCUCCAGUCCUAGUCGCCGUUGCAUUAAUGGAGCUGGGAAUGUCUAGUGAAGAUGCAAUAGAGCUUAUUCGCAAUAAGCGUAAAGGUGCAUUCAACGAUCGUCAAAUUCACUAUCUAACCAAUUAUCAUGCACACUCUCGUCUUCGUCGCAAUAAUCAUCGAUGUUAUAUUGUAUAA
Messenger RNA from Heterobilharzia americana, 546 nucleotides. Lineage: Eukaryota; Metazoa; Platyhelminthes; Trematoda; Strigeidida; Schistosomatidae. The record is from the annotation of a GenBank genome assembly.